Messenger RNA from Vicia faba (fava bean), 1038 nucleotides. NCBI's taxonomy places the organism in Eukaryota, Viridiplantae, Streptophyta, Magnoliopsida, Fabales, Fabaceae. The record is from the annotation of a GenBank genome assembly.
AUGGGCGUAGAGCGGGCUGAGUUACCACAAGAAAUCAUUGAAUUAAUAUCCAAAAGGCUCACAAUCUACUCCGACUAUCUCCGAUUCCGAUGCGUCUGUCGCACCUGGAAUUCCUGUGUUCCCAAAACCCCUCUCCAUCUACCACCUCAACUACCAUGGCUCAUUCUUUCUCACAAUUCCUUCUUUGACCCAUCCACCCACAAAAUCCACCACCUCAAUCUCCCUCUAUCUGCAUCUCCCCGCACUAGUAUCUGCGGUUCUUCUUUUGGCUGGCUCGUCAUUCUCCACCAAAUCUCGGAGGUUCUUCUUCUCAACCCUAUAACACACGUCAGUCUUUUUCUUCCUUCUCUCUACACUUUUCCAAAGUUUGUUAGAGAAGGUUUGGGUUAUAACCUAUUCCUUAACAAAGUUGUCUUGUCGUCUAGCCCCUCGCUUUGCGACGACUUCGCUGCAUUCGUCAUUCUUAAUUGUAGACAGUUAGCGUUCUGUAGAAAAGGCUAUGAUUCUUGGGUUCUCUUCAAUGUGAACGGAAAUCACCUAUGGGUGGAUGUUGUAUCCAAAAACGGUUUGUUUUAUGUUGUGAGCACAAAAGGAAUGAUAGCGGUGUGUGAUGUUGAAGGUCCUCGAGUCUCCAUAAUUGAGAUGACAAGCUCUGUCAAUUUAUCGAAGGAAACUUUCUGUGUUAUGUUUUCCGGGGAGGACAUGUUGUUGGUCUCUCAGCGUUUACUACAAGGUGUAUCUCACAGAGAAAGAUUUCGAAUUUUGAAGAUGGAUUGGAAUAUGCUAAAUUGGAAAGAAAUUCAUACUUUGGGCGAAAACAUGUUGUUUGUAGGGUCGAGGUCUUCUGUUUCUUUUUCUACUGUUGAUUUUGGUGGAUGUCCUCCAAAUCGUAUCUAUUUCACUAACAAUGUUUUUCGGAAAGACAAUUUGGGCAUCAUUAGUUUAUCAGAUGAAAGUGUUGAGCUGUUGGCCCAUUAUACACUAACUUAUGAUGUUCGAUUAGGAUGUCCAAUUUGGCUUACACCAAAUCCGCAAUGA